GUCAACAUAAAAUAUUUUAACCUUAAAAAUACAUGAUUUGUUAGGAUUUAAUAAUAAUAAAAUGAAUCGACUGGUUUAUCUAACCAGGUGUGUUAAUAAUUCCAUAAGAACCACUUAUGUUUUAUGCCGGGAACCAACUAGACAUAAACCUAAAAUUAUACAAAAUUUUCAUUUUCGAAGUAUUCACGAACAAAAAAGAAAUAAUCGGUCAACUCUUAACUAUAUGAUUGCUAUCGGUGUUACGACUGUAGGCUUAAGUUAUGCUGCAGUACCAUUAUACAGAAUAUUUUGUCAAGCUUACAGCUAUGGUGGCACCACAGGCCAUUCAGAAGCAAAUGAUACAAUUAGCAAUAUGAAAGCAAUAGAAUCAAGACCUAUUAAAAUAAGGUUUAAUGCAGAUGUUGCUUCCUCUAUGCAGUGGAAUUUCAAACCGCAGCAGAUAGAUAUCACUGUGGUGCCAGGAGAGACCGCCCUAGCAUUCUACACAGCUCGCAACCCCACAAAUAAGCCUGUCACAGGUAUCAGCACAUAUAAUGUGAUACCAUUUGAAGCAGGUCAAUACUUCAACAAGAUACAGUGCUUCUGUUUUGAGGAACAACAACUCAACCCACAUGAACAGGUGGACAUGCCGGUGUUCUUCUAUAUUGAUCCUGAAUUCACAGAGGAUCCAAAGAUGGAAUUUGUGGAUGAAAUUAUACUUUCAUACACAUUCUUUGAGGCUAAGGAGGGCAUGAAACUACCUGUACCUUCUUAUGUGAAAUAAUAUUUCGAUUGUGGUGUAUUUAGAAACCAGAAC
Molecule: messenger RNA, 796 nt
Organism: Diatraea saccharalis (sugarcane borer)
Lineage: Eukaryota; Metazoa; Arthropoda; Insecta; Lepidoptera; Crambidae
Source: the annotation of a GenBank genome assembly